AUGGCAUUCUUGGGCCAUGCUGUGUCUAAGUACGGGAUCAUAGCUGAUCCUAAGAAGAUCGAGGCUAUUAGAGAUAAGGCGAGGCCCACUACUGUGACUGAGAUUCGUAGCUUCAUGGGAUUAGCCAGUUAUUACCGUCAGUUUGUGAAGGGUUUCGCUUCUAUUGCGUCUUCGUUGGCCAGAUUGACUCAGAAGGAGGAGGGUAAAGUCAAUGCCUAUGCUUUCCGACAGUUGAAGAUCAAUGAGAAGAACUACCCUACCCAUGAUUUGGAGUUGUUAGCUGUAGUCUUUGCCUUGAAGAUUUGUAGACAUUAUCUGUACGGAGUCCACCGCAGCCUUCAACAUGUUUUCAGUCAGAGAGAUCUAAAUUCUAGGCAACGUAGGUGGAUGAAGCUUCUGAAAGGUUAUGACAUCACCAUUCUCUAUCAUCCUAGAAAAGCUAAUAUUAGGGCCCAGCAGUUUGAGGAUGUCCAGUUGUGUAAGAUUCAUGAUAAGGUUCCUAGAGGUGAGGCCAAGGAGGCCAUGCUUGAUAGUAAGGGGAUUCUGAGGAUCAAGGGACGCAUGUGCCUUCCUCGUGUUGGUGAUUUGAUUCGUUUGAUUUUGGAGGAGGCCCAUAGUUUCAGAUAUUCCAUUCAUCCGGGUGCUACUAAGAUGUAUCGUGAUCUGAGGCAGCUUUACUGGUGGUGUAGGAUGAUGAAGGAUAUUGCAGAUUUUGUGGCUAAGUGUCUUUCGAAGACCUUGGGCAAGUUUGAUUUAGUUUGGGAAAUCGCUGAUCGGUUGACUAUGUCUGCUCUUUUCAUUCCAGUUCAGGUCACGUAUACUGCAGAGAAGUUAGCCAGGAUUUACAUUCAGGAGCCUCUAGCGAUUCUGGAUAAGCAGGUUAGGAAGUUGAGCUCUAAGGAGAUUGCUUUUGUUAAGGUUCAAUGGAAGCAUCGUCCUAUUGAGGAGGCUACUUGGGAGACUGAUUCUGAUAUGCACGAGAGAUAUCCCCAGUUGUGUGCUGACUCAGGCGCAAAGAAAUGGCAAGUGAUAGUAGCAAGUGCAUUCGUGUUUUGA
Lycium barbarum (goji berry) is the source of this 1056-nucleotide messenger RNA. RefSeq lists its product as uncharacterized. The record is from RefSeq and is a predicted model, not a curated record. NCBI's taxonomy places the organism in Eukaryota, Viridiplantae, Streptophyta, Magnoliopsida, Solanales, Solanaceae. The transcript has 6 exons. The coding region runs from base 1 to 1056 and encodes 351 amino acids.